Fusarium subglutinans is the source of this 1785-nucleotide messenger RNA. Its product is annotated as l-amino acid oxidase. Gene Ontology annotation, biological process: amino acid catabolic process. Gene Ontology annotation, molecular function: L-amino-acid oxidase activity; polyamine oxidase activity. Lineage: Eukaryota; Fungi; Ascomycota; Sordariomycetes; Hypocreales; Nectriaceae. The transcript is spliced from 6 exons. Bases 1 to 1785 code for a protein of 594 amino acids. The record is from RefSeq and is a predicted model, not a curated record.
AUGGUGCUAUUAUAUUCAUCUCAAGAGUUGCGAGAUAUGCUCUCCUACCGAGAGAGAUGGGCUCGCCGCCUAGUGCGCGACCAAGUCUACCGGGAGCUGUCGCACUACCAUCAGUCGAAACAUGACUGGAAAGUGGGCUCCAAGAACGAACUGGAGCGCACCUGUGACUAUGAAAUGACCCGAAAUGAUCUGCCCUCGCCCUGCUGGCAAGAUCAGGCUCGCACCAAGCAGCAGCCUUUGCAUAUCUGCAUCGUUGGGGCAGGCGUUUCUGGCUUGUACAUCGCGCUGCUCUUGGAUAGCUUGGAGAUGCCAGGACUGACAUAUGAGAUCCUCGAAGCUUCGAACCGCGCAGGUGGACGUGUGAAGACACAUUAUUUUAGCGACAGGAGUGACGACUACUUUGAUGUCGGUGCAAUGCGCUUCCCGGAGGCUACCCACAUGCAACGAAUAAUGCACCUAUUCCGACACCUGAACGUGCCGUUGAGUCCAUACUACAAGACUGAAACUGACCGCCCGUACUUGUUCAACAACAUCCUCGCAGCGAACAUCCCACAAAACCGCAAGGAUAUCUUCCAACUCGGCCGAUCUCAUGGUGGUCUGGUUCCGGACCGGUUAGUCCAGCGCGGUGCGCAGCAACUUCUGGCAGACGCUGUUCAACCGCACUGCGCAGCUCUUGCACAGAACUUUGACCAAGGAUUCCAAAGACUAAUGGAGUUCGACCAUUUGAGUACCUCCAUGUACUUGCAGCAGAUCAUGGGAUACGACUUUCACACUGUCCAAUGGAUGGAAUCCAUGACCUCAGCGACAGGGCUGUUCGACCAGGCCUUCAGCGAGACAGUCUUAGACGCACUAGACUUUGACUACUCAGAUACCACGCCGUGGUGGCGGAUCGAGGGUGGCGGCGCCGUGCUGAUUAGUCGUAUGUGCGAGGCCAUCUCCCAACCUUGCAAGCUGAACAAGGCCGUGGUCGAAGGCGAGAGCUCGUCCCGACAGUAUAACACCGUGUUCGUGACGACGACGCUGCCCGCGCUGCAACGUAUGGAUCUGCGUUCAGCUGGGCUGCACCCAGCGCAAAGACAGGCAAUCAACUACCUACAAUACGACAGUGCGACCAAAGUCGCUAUUAAGUUCUCCCACGCAUGGUGGCGCGGGCCCCAUGGGUCUCUCUACCGGGGCGGCGAGGCGCACACUGACCUGCCGCUCCGAGUGUGCGUGUAUCCGUCCUGCGCCUCGGUUGCUGAAGCCCCAGACCAGCCUGCCGUGCUUCUUUGCUCGUAUACCUGGGCGCGCGAUGCCCAGCGCAUCGCAUCUCUGAUCAGUGACGAAUCUCCGUUGGGCGAGGCAAGGUUGGUCGAGCUCCUGCUACGCAACCUGGCCGAGCUGCACGCUGUGCCCGGCGUCACGUACGAAGGCCUGCGUGCUGCAUAUCUUGAUCACUAUGCUUUCGCCUGGGACCGUGAUCCUCACGCUGCUGGUGCUUUUGCAUUCUUUGGACCGGGCCAGUUUCGUAAUCUUUACCCCUUUCUGACGCGUCCGGCCGCUGAUGGUAACCUCCAUAUCGCCGGUGAGGCUGCCAGUCCUGUGCAUGGCUGGAUUCAGGGAUCCCUUGAGAGCGCUUACCAGGCGGUACAGCACUUUCUAGAACAUCACAGUUUGUGUGAUGCGAUGGCCCGACUAGAAUCCCAAUGGAGUUGGGCUGGUGAUACGAGAGCAGGUGACCACAGGAUAUCGCAAUUGCAGGUCUAUCUGGCGCGGGGGAGAGGUAACAGGCAACACGGCUUAUAA